Messenger RNA from Periophthalmus magnuspinnatus, 2720 nucleotides. Its product is annotated as probable ATP-dependent RNA helicase DDX5. Gene Ontology annotation, cellular component: ribonucleoprotein complex; nucleus; cytoplasm. Gene Ontology annotation, molecular function: ATP binding; RNA helicase activity; RNA binding. Gene Ontology annotation, biological process: alternative mRNA splicing, via spliceosome. The record is from RefSeq and is a predicted model, not a curated record. Lineage: Eukaryota; Metazoa; Chordata; Actinopteri; Gobiiformes; Gobiidae.
CCAAACUGGUGCGCCAUGCCUGGAUCCUCGGACAGAGACCGUGGCAGAGACCGAGGAUAUGGUGGAGGCCCUCCUCGGUUUGGUGGUGCACAGGUGGAAACAGGGGGGGGACCCCCAAUGGGAAAAUUUGGCCUCCCCGGAGAAAGACUGCGGAAGAGGCACUGGGAUCUGGAUGAGCUGCCCAAAUUCCAGAAGAACUUCUACCAGGAGCAUCCAGAUGUCACCUGCAGGCCAUUACAAGAUGUUGAGCAGUACAGAAGAAGCAAAGAGGUUACAGUCAAAGGCAGAGACUGUCCAAAACCAAUAAUGAAAUUCAAUGAAGCUGCUUACCCAAGUUAUGUCAUGGACAUAAUUGUCAAACAAAACUGGACUGAACCAACUCCCAUUCAGUCUCAGGGUUGGCCUGUUGCCCUCAGUGGCAAAGACAUGGUUGGGAUCGCACAAACAGGGUCUGGGAAAACACUAGCAUAUCUUCUCCCAGCGAUUGUGCACAUCCAACAUCAGCCGUUCUGGAGCAUGGUGAUGGGCCCAAUAUGUUUAGUGCUGGCCCCCACUCGUGAACUGGCUCAGCAGGUGCAGCAGGUGGCAGCAGAGUAUGGCCAACCGUCCCGUCUCAGGAGUACAUGUAUCUAUGGAGGAGCACCAAAAGGGCCUCAAAUUAGAGACCUGGAGAGAGGUGUAGAGAUUUGCAUUGCCACUCCAGGGAGGCUUAUAGACUUUCUGGAGUGUGGCAAAACCAACCUUCUCCGCUGCACAUAUCUGGUGCUGGAUGAAGCUGACCGCAUGCUUGAUAUGGGAUUUGAGCCUCAGAUUCGUAAGAUUGUGGAGCAGAUCAGACCUGACCGGCAGACGCUGAUGUGGAGUGCCACGUGGCCAAAAGAAGUCCGACAGCUUGCUGAGGAUUUUCUUAAAGAUUAUGUGCAGAUCAACAUAGGAGCUCUGCAGCUCAGUGCCAAUCACAAUAUUCUUCAAAUUGUGGAUGUGUGCAACGACUUGGAGAAGGAGGACAAACUGAUUCGGUUACUCGAGGAGAUCAUGAGUGAAAAGGAGAACAAGACUAUUAUUUUUGUGGAGACCAAACGACGAUGUGAUGAGCUCACAAGGCAGAUGAGAAGAGAUGGAUGGCCGGCAAUGGGGAUUCAUGGAGACAAAAGUCAGCAGGAACGAGAUUGGGUCCUUAAUGAGUUCAGAUAUGGAAAAGCGCCAAUCCUCAUUGCUACUGAUGUGGCUUCUCGAGGCUUAGAUGUGGAGGAUGUGAAAUUUGUCAUCAACUAUGACUACCCCAACUCCUCUGAAGACUAUAUCCACCGCAUUGGGCGCACGGCCCGCAGUCAAAGGACGGGCACAGCCUACACGUUCUUCACCCCCAACAACAUGAAACAAGCCAGUGACCUCAUUUCUGUUCUCCGGGAAGCUAACCAGGCUAUCAAUCCCAAACUGAUUCAGAUGGCAGAAGACAGAGGAGGUCGAGGAAGAGGGGGUAGAGGCUAUAAGGAUGACCGUCGGGAUAGGUAUUCUGGGGGCGGGAGAAACUAUGGGGGAAAUAAUUACAGAGACGGUGAUAGAGGGUUUGGUAAUGGGUCGAAGAGUGCCUUUGGUGGUAACAAGGCUCAAAAUGGUGGAAACUUCGGGGGAAACGGUGGCAACUCUGGUAGUUUUGGAAACAGCAACUACAGUCACAGUAACGGACACAGUAAUUUCAGGGCGCCGCCAAACCAACUGGGCCCCUUCGGUAACCAAAACUUCCAGGGGCCUCCGCAGUUUGGAGCCAUGCAGAGGCCUUCUCAAAACGGCAUGAGCCAUCCGCCGUUCCUGUUCUCCACCCAAGCACCACAGCCGCCACCACCAAUGGCGCCCUACCCCAUGCAACCGCCGUUUCCACAGUAAAAAUAUAUGUACGUUAAGGAACCGAUAUUCUUCUUUUCUCCUAAAUUUUUACAGUAUAUUAUCGUUUGUGACAUUUAACUAUUGUUUGCUACAGCUGGGUUGGUAUUAUUUGGUAAAACCAGCUCAUUUAAAUCAGACCUAUUGUGCUUGUGUCUCUAUAGUUAUAGUCUAUGACACAGUAAUAAUUUGCACAUUUUAAAUUACAAUAUUAAUCCAAAGUGACUUAAUAGAAGAAACAAAUCCGCUGACUUCCGCGUUAGAAAACCGUAUUAGGAGCUAACGUCGGCGUAAACAUUAUCACAACAAAGCGCCGCAUGCUGUCGGCGGACGAAUAGCUACACAUCACACUAGUGAGCGGAUUUUUAUUUUACAUUUGUAUUAAAAUGACUAUGUGAUGCUUCCGAACCCUACAAGAAUCACCAAUUAAGAAAAUAAAACUGGAGAAGGAAGUGCGUACGUCACAGUGGGCGUGCACGUCACACCGGUGAAGGUGAAAACUGGGGUAGAUCAACAAAAUGGCUUCUUGACAAUUAUUAAAGAUUACUCAAACAUGAAUCACUCCAAAUACAACUUCGGGUGAGUAAAUGAAAUGAGGACUAACAUGAGGCUAUAACAUGGUUAAAAGCUCUGAAAAGUCCAAUUUGCAGAAUAGGUCUGCUUUAACGGUGCCCCUCGUGGAUCUAUACUACUGCACUUUUGUGACAGUUUUGUGUUGCAUUCCUCAGUUAUUUAUUUUUACUUGGUAAUGCAGUGUUCUAAUAUGUGGUAUGUUUAAUGCUGUUUAAACUAUAAAAGGUGCAAGUUGCCCUUUUAAAUAAAUAAUGUACAUAAUC